This is a messenger RNA of Vittaforma corneae ATCC 50505, 510 nucleotides long. RefSeq lists its product as uncharacterized. Bases 1 to 510 code for a protein of 169 amino acids. Lineage: Eukaryota; Fungi; Microsporidia; Nosematidae. The transcript has a single exon. The record is from RefSeq and is a predicted model, not a curated record.
AUGGAAGUUCCAUAUACAGCCACCCGGGAAGAGACACUUGCAAGUUACAUAGCUUUUAUCACCAACAUUGUCAACCAGCACACAGUAAGUUAUAAAAAGGCAAACUACCUCAAAACCAGCAAUGACCAUCAAAGUGGAGAAUCUUUGCUUGUACAGCCAUUCCUUAGUAUGCUAGUUUGCAUCACAAGAAAAAGAGUGGCAUACUUAAAGCUAAAGUUCAAGUGCUUUGAGAUUCUGUUUCAUGGUUAUUCUUUCUCAAGGGAUGUGUUGAAAGAGGAACUUAAAAGAAUCUUUUCCAGCCUUGCAAGCACUUUUCUGAGACAGGGAUUAGGCAUGUCUUCGUACUCAAUCAUGGAACUGUACCAUAUCUUACAGUUGUUGAUAGACUUUAAUAAUACGGAGUUGAUUAAUGACCUGAAGCUUGAGCUGACUGGGCUGCUUCUAAUUAGAGACAACAAAACUGUGGAUUACGUUAGAAUAUUGCUGAAAAAGAUGUUUACAUCCAAAUAA